This is a messenger RNA of Patella vulgata (common limpet), 1042 nucleotides long. Its product is annotated as coiled-coil domain-containing protein 112. The record is from RefSeq and is a predicted model, not a curated record. Bases 65 to 1042 code for a protein of 325 amino acids. Lineage: Eukaryota; Metazoa; Mollusca; Gastropoda; Patellidae. The transcript has 9 exons.
CCUCGAAUAUACAGGACGGCAACAUUUUGACCAAUCAAAUUCGUCGAUAGUUGUUGUUUACAUCAUGGCGUCCAAAGUUGUGCAGUCUACUACUGAUGAUCAUGAAGAAUCAAAGAAUUCCAAGUCAGACCGAACUAAAAAAUCGGAACUCAUUAGAGAGAUUCACAAACUGGAAGUUCAAAUACAAGCAAUGGAAAGAGAAAAAUCAACACAUAUCUUCAGUAAAAGAAGUGAUUUUCGAGCAGAUUUUCUUCAGUUAGAAGAACAAGAUACAAAUUCUACAUCUGAACGUAAAACCGAAAAAAUAAAAGUCCGACAACAAUUAGAGAAAAUAUCCCACAUGGUGAAACGAUUUCAAAGAGAAUUAAAAGAUGUUAAACCUACACCAGAAUUUGUAGAAAAAUUAAAAUUAAUAAUGGAAGACAUUGAAGGAACAAUCAAUUCUUUUAAAGAACAACAAAGAUACAAAUAUGAAGAGUUAUUGAAGGAGGAGAGAAAUACGUAUUUAGAGAUCAAGAAUCUAGAGAAAAGAUUUGAAACAUGGUCUCAAUCAUCUGGUUCUAUAUCAUCCCGUCCUGUUUCAGGUCGACCAGUAACUAGUGCUAGAGAUAUUACGAAAGAUUUACCGCCAGAAGUUGCUGCAUUCGAGAGGUUUUUACAGCAGACGGGUGGAGUACGAGGAGGAUGGGAUGAAUACGAUCAUCAAACAUUUCUAAAGUUUAGACAGAAAUACAAGGGAAGGAUUGUGUUCUUGGAUCAACUGCCAUCUGCUAUUCCAACUAAAACGGAAACAGAAAUACGGGAACAUGAAAGUUGGUAUCAGGAAUUUCUUUUUUUACAAGAUAAUAAAAAAUAUGCCAUUAAAAAAUGGAGAGAGAAAAAAGAGGAUGAAAAAGAUGAUGUUUUAUCUAAAGCUGGUCAAGAUGAAGAAAUAGAAAUAGAAACAGAAAAGAAAAAACAACAAAAAUAUUUAGAAAAAUUACAAGAGGAGAAAUCUGUCCGCUGUGCUCAAGUUAAUGCAUGGAAGGUAAGUUGGAUGUAG